Urocitellus parryii (Arctic ground squirrel) is the source of this 947-nucleotide messenger RNA. RefSeq names its product nmrA-like family domain-containing protein 1. Lineage: Eukaryota; Metazoa; Chordata; Mammalia; Rodentia; Sciuridae. Gene Ontology annotation, cellular component: nucleus. The record is from RefSeq and is a predicted model, not a curated record.
CAGUUCUUUUCUUUGCCCAGGAACAUGGCCAACAGGAAAGUAAUUGCAGUGUUCGGAGCAACAGGAUCUCAGGGUGGCUCUGUGGCCAAGGCCCUUUUGGAGAGCAAACAUUUUGCAGUGAGAGCACUGACGAGGGAUGUGACUCGACCAAAUGCCCUAGCGCUCCAGAACCUUGGCGCUGAGGUGGUAAAARGUGACCUGAAUGACAAAGCGUCAGUGGAAGCUGCCUUAAAAGGAGCCUAUGGGGCCUUCGUGGUGACCAACUUCUGGGAGCAUUUCAGCAAAGACAAGGAAGUGUGUCAGGGAAAGAUGGUGGCAGAUACUGCCAAGCACCUGGGGCUGAAGCACGUGGUAUACAGCGGCCUGGAGAACGUGGAGCGGCUGAGUGGGGGCAAGUUGAAGGUGCCCCACUUCGAUGGGAAGGGAGAGGUGGAGGAGUAUUUCUGGUCCAUUGGCGUUCCCAUGACCAGCGUGCGCGUGGCAGCUUAUUUUGAAAACUUUUUCACCAUUCUGAAGCCCUCGAAAGCCCCUGAUGGAGAUUACUACACCUUAGCACUGCCCAUGGGGGAUGUACCAAUGGAUGGUAUCUCUGUUGCUGAUGUUGGAGCAGUUGUUUCUAGCAUUUUUAAUUCUCCAGAGGAGUUUAUAGGCAAGGCUGUGGGCCUCAGUGCAGAAGCACUAACAAUACAGCAAUAUGCUGAUGUUCUCUCCAAGAGUCUGGGGAAAGAAGUCCGAGAUGCAAAGAUCACCCCAGAAGCUUAUGAAAAGUUGGGAUUCCCUGCAGCAAAGGAAUUGGCUGAUAUGUGUCGCUUUUAUCAAAUGAAGCCAGACCGUGAUGUCAAACUCACCCACCGUCUAAAUCCCAAAGUCAGAAGCUUCAGCCAGUUUAUCUCGGAGAACCUAGGAGCCCUUAAAGACUUAUAGAAAAAUCAGCUGUUCAGACAGGC